Molecule: messenger RNA, 3954 nt
Organism: Scomber japonicus (chub mackerel)
Lineage: Eukaryota; Metazoa; Chordata; Actinopteri; Scombriformes; Scombridae
Gene: cadpsb
Product: Ca2+-dependent activator protein for secretion b
Exons: 29
Coding region: 1-3954 (1317 amino acids)
Biological process (GO): synaptic vesicle exocytosis; dense core granule exocytosis; positive regulation of exocytosis
Cellular component (GO): glutamatergic synapse
Source: RefSeq, a predicted model, not a curated record
AUGUUAGAUCCGUCGUCCAGCGAGGAGGAAUCUGAUGGGAUAGUGGAGGAGGAAAGCAAAGAGGCGAUGGCACCCCAGGCCGGAUCCCGCAUCUCUCCAAGCAGGACCAGCGAGAGCUCGGGUGGACUGGCGCCCAGCAGCAGCCGCAGCAGUGCCCGUCCGACCAGCCCGAGCCCGUCAGCCGCCAGCGAGGAGAAGGAGGACUUGGAGAAGCUGCAGAGGGAGGAAGAAGACCGUAAAAAGAAGCUGCAGUUGUAUGUUUUUGUGAUGCGAUGCAUCGCUUAUCCAUUCAAUGCAAAACAACCCACUGAUAUGGCAAGGCGACAGCAGAAGAUAACCAAGCAGCAGCUUCAGCAGACUAAAGAUCGCUUCCAGGCCUUCCUCAAUGGAGACACACAAAUUGUGGCUGAUGAAGCAUUCAUCAAUGCUGUGCAGAGCUACUAUGAGGUUUUCCUAAAGAGUGACCGUGUGGCUAAAAUGGUCCAGAGCGGCGGCUUCUCAGCCUCUGAUUUCAGGGAUGUUUUCAAGAGGCACAUCGAGAAGCGUGUGCGCAGCCUUCCAGAGAUCGAUGGCUUGAGCAAGGAGACGGUGCUGAGCUCCUGGAUGGCCAAGUUUGACACCAUCUACCGUGGUGAUGAAGAUCCACGCAAGGCACAGCAACGCAUGACCGCCAGUGCAGCCUCUGAGCUCAUCCUCAGCAAGGACCAGCUGUACGAAAUGUUCCAGAAUAUCCUUGGCAUCAAAAAGUUUGAGCACCAGCUGCUUUACCAAGCCUGUCAGCUGGACAACCUGGAUGAGCAGGCUGCACAGAUCAGGAGAGAGCUGGAUGGUCGUCUUCAGAUGGCUGACCAGAUUGCCAGAGGUGGAAAGUUCCCCAAAUUUGUGUCUAAAGAGAUGGAGGCCAUGUACAUUGAAGAGCUCAAGUCUUCAGUGAAUCAGCUGAUGGCUAAUCUGGAGAGCAUGCCCGUGUCCAAAGGUGGGGAGUUCAAACUCCAGAAGAUGAAACGGGGCCACAAUACCUCCAUCAUCGACAUGGGCCAGGAGGACGAGAACACACUGUCCAAGUCUGAUGUGGUUUUGUCCUUCACUUUGGAGGUGGUGAUCAUGGAAGUGCAGGGGCUGAAGUCUCUGGCUCCCAAUAGGAUUGUUUACUGCACCAUGGAGGUGGAGGGAGGCGAGAAACUCCAGACCGACCAGGCAGAAGCAUCCAAGCCAACCUGGGGGACCCAAGGGGACUUCACCACCACACACCCUCUGCCUGCUGUCAAGGUGAAGCUGUUUACAGAGAGCACAGGGGUGCUGGCACUGGAGGACAAAGAGCUGGGCAGGGUUGUUCUCCACCCUACUCCUAACAGCCCCAAGCAGUCAGAGCUCCAUAAGAUGACUGUGACCAAGGCUUGCCCCGACCAAGAUCUAAAGAUCAAACUGGCUAUUCGUAUGGACAAACCACAGAACAUGAAACACUGCGGGUAUCUGUGGGCUUUUGGGAAGAAUGUUUGGAAGCGCUGGAAGAAGCGUUUCUUUGUCCUUGUGCAGGUGAGUCAGUAUACAUUCGCCAUGUGCAGCUACAGAGAGAAAAAAUCUGAACCGCAGGAGCUUCUCCAGCUGGAUGGAUAUACUGUGGACUACAGUGACCCCCAGCCAGGCUUGGAUGGUGGCAGGGCUUUCUUCAAUGCAGUGAAGGAAGGCGACACUGUGAUCUUUGCCAGUGAUGAUGAGCAGGACCGCAUCCUGUGGGUCCAGGCCAUGUAUCGUGCCACUGGCCAAUCUCACAAGCCUGUCCCACCCACUCAGGUCCAGAAACUUAACUCCAAAGGGGGUGCCUCAGCCCAAAUGGAUGCUCCCAUUUCUCAGUUCUACGCUGACAGAGCUCAGAAACAUGGCAUGGAUGAGUUUAUCUCCGCUAACCCCUGUAGCUUUGACCACGCCUCGCUUUUUGAGAUGGUGCAACGACUCACGUUGGACCACAGGCUUAAUGACACCUUCUGCUGCUUGGGAUGGUUCAGCCCAGGCCAGGUGUUUGUCUUGGAUGAGUACUGUGCCAGGAAUGGGGUUCGAGGUUGUCACAGACAUCUGUGUUACCUGCGUGAUCUCUUGGAAAGAGCAGAGAAUGGGGCUAUUAUUGACCCCACUCUUCUACACUACAGCUUCGCUUUUUGUGCCUCCCAUGUCCAUGGGAACAGGCCAGAUGGACUGAGCACAGUGAAAGUGGACGAGAAGGAGCGCUUUGAAGACAUCAAGGAGCGGUUGCGUGUGAUAUUGGAAAACCAGAUUGUAAAUUUCAGAUAUUGUUUCCCCUUCGGUCGUCCAGAGGGUGCACUGAAGGCCACUUUAUCUUUGCUGGAGAGGGUCCUGAUGAAGGACAUUGUGACCCCAGUUCCACCAGAAGAAGUUAAAGGAGUUAUCCGCAAAAGUUUGGAACAGGCUGCUCAGCUCAACUACGAACGGAUUACAGAAUAUGCUAAAAUUGAAGGUAACCAGAAAAACACAACCAACGUAGGCCGCUUAGUCACGCCUGCCAAAAAGCUGGAGGAAACAAUUCGCCUGGCGGAGUUAGUCAUAGAGGUCCUCCAGCAGAACCAGGAACACCAUGCGGAGGGGAAAGAGGCAUUUGCAUGGUGGACAGACCUCAUGGUGGAGCAUGCAGAAAACUUCCUGGCCCUCUACGCCAUCGACAUGGACGCCGCACUGGAGAUCCAGUCCCCUGAGAGCUGGGACAGUUUCCCCCUCUUCCAACUGCUCAACGACUUCCUCCGUGCAGACUAUCAUCUGUGCAAUGGAAAGUUCCACAAACACCUUCAGGAUUUGUAUGCUCCUCUGGUGGUUAGAUAUGUGGAUCUGAUGGAGUCCUCCAUCGCACAGUCAAUUCACAAGGGCUUUGAUCGAGAGUCCUGGGAGCCUGUAAAGAGUUUAACAAGUAAUCUGCCCAAUGUGAAUCUACCAAAUGUGAACCUCCAAAUUCCCAAAGUACCAAAUCUGCCAGUGCCAGUAGCAGGACUAUCAGUUAACCUUCCACAAAUGCCUAGCUUUUCUACCCCGUCAUGGAUGGCUGCUAUAUAUGACUCUGAUAAUGGCUCUGGAACAUCAGAGGACCUCUUCUGGAAGCUCGAUGCCCUCCAGACUUUCAUCAGGGACCUGCACUGGCCUGAGGACGAUUUUGCCAAACACCUCGAGAGUCGCAUGCAGCUAAUGUCGAGCAACAUGAUCGAGAACUGCGUCAAGCGCACUCGGAUGGCAUUUGAGUCCAAGCUGACAAAGAGCAGCAAGACCACAGAUUUCCGCAUUUCUCCAACACUAUGCACCAUGUUCAAUGUGAUGGUGGAUGCCAAGGACCAAUCAGCUAAAUUGUGCGCAAUGGAGAUGGGCCAAGAGAAACAGUACCACACCCAAAUUGAUGAACUGAUUGAGGAAAGUGUAAAGGACAUGAUCCAGCUUCUGGUUGCAAAGUUUGUGGCCAUUCUGGAGGGAGUGCUGGCUAAGAUUUCCAGAUAUGAUGAAGGCACUCUUUUCUCCUCGUUCCUGUCAUUCACGGUGAAAGCUGCCUCAAAAUAUGUGGAAGUCCCUAAGCCUGGAAUGGACGUGGCCGAUGGCUAUGUGACCUUUGUGCGCCACUCUCAGGAUAUACUUCGUGAUAAGGUCAAUGAGGAGGUGUAUAUAGAAAGGUUAUUUGAUCAAUGGUACACUGCCACCAUGAACCUUUUGGGGACCUGGCUCACUGAGCGCAUGGAUCAACAGCUGCAUGUCUACCAGCUUAAGAUUCUCAUCAGGAUUACAAAGAAAAAGUACCGGGACUUCCGCCUGCAGGGUGUACUUGACUCCACCCUUAACAGUAAGAUGUACGACACGGUGCGCAACAGGCUGACUUUGGAAGAGGCCACUGCUUCGGUGAGGGAAGGAGGCAUGCAGGGCAUCUCCAUGAAGGACAGUGACGAGGAGGAUGAAGAGGAUGACUAG